AUAAAAUGAUAAAUCUAACAAUUUUUUUGUGAAAAUAAAAAGUGUAUAUAAUAAUAAUAAUAAUAAAAAAUCCAAAUCCGGAUAAAUUAUUCAUGCAUUUCUGUUUUAAUCGUUACACAGCUCCAACUACCUACCUUAUUCCGUUCCCGGCAUGCAAAACCACCGUAACUGCCACCGUCGCCACUCCUGAAUUUAACUAACAUGGCUUUAACUCUAACUUCUCCUCACUUUCGCUUCCAACCUUUCCUCACACGCACCAAUUACCUUUUCUUCUCCGACCUCACCGAACCACAAUUCCAUGAUUCUCUCACUCUUCUUCGCCGGAGACCGAUCUCCGUUACAUCACCGCCGGCACUCAAGCCAGUGAAAUGCAGUAGAUCCACGGAGGAGAAGCAGUGGAACGACGCUGAAACGGAAGCUGUCGCGUCUGAUUCCGAUGAAUCAAACGGUCAAGCUCCGAGCAAAACUUCUUCAAUAGAGUCUCCGAGGAUUGCAACAACCUCUUCUGGAGAUUCUCUUUCUCUCGGAAUUCGUGAACCUGUUUAUGAAGUUGUGGAAGUGAAAUCAGAUGGGACAGUAUCGACUAGAAAAAUCAAUAGAAGACAGUUAUUGAAGUCUAGUGGUCUUCGUCCACGGGACGUUAGAAGUGUGGAUCCAUCAUUGUUUUUGACAAAUUCAAUGCCUUCUUUGCUGGUCCGUGAGUAUGCUAUACUUCUAAACCUGGGUUCACUACGAGCAAUAGCAAUGCAAGACUGUGUACUUAUAUUUGACUAUAAUCGUAAAGGAGGGCAAGCUUUUCUAGAGUCAUUGCUGCCUCGGUUGAACCCCAAGAGCAACAAUGGAGGGCCAUCAAUGCCAUUUGAAAUCGAGGUUGUCGAAGCAGCAUUGCUUUCAAGAAUACAACGUUUGGAGCGGAAACUGAUGGACUUAGAACCUCGUGUUCAAGCUCUUCUUGAGGCCUUACCAAAUCGGAUAACUGGGGAUAUACUGGAGCAACUUCGUAUUAGCAAACAAACUUUGGUUGAGUUAGGCUCAAGGGCAGGAGCUCUCAGGCAGAUGCUGCUUGACCUUCUGGAGGACCCAGAUGAAAUACGGCGGAUAUGUAUUAUGGGAAGAAAUUGUACAAUAAAUAAAGGAAACCAUAAUGUGGAAUGCUCAGUGCCUUUAGACAAGCAGGUUGCUGAGGAGGAGGAGGAGGAGAUUGAGAUGCUUCUGGAAAAUUAUCUCCAAAGAUGUGAAUCUUGUCAUGGUCAAGCUGAAAGGCUUCUUGAUUCUGCAAGGGAAAUGGAAGAUUCAAUAGCUGUCAGUUUGAGCUCACGGAGGCUUGAAGUUAGCAGGGUGGAACUGCUUCUCCAGGUUGGAACAUUCUGUGUGGCAGUUGGUGCCCUUGUAGCAGGCAUAUUUGGCAUGAACCUGAAGUCCUAUCUUGAGGAACGUGUGUUUGCAUUUUGGUUUACCACAUCUGGGAUUAUUAUUGGUGGCAUUGUUGUUUUUUUUAUUAUGUAUAACUACCUCAGAGCAAGGAAAAUAUUUUGAUCAGACGAAACUUCAAAUAUAGGUUAUUUUCAAAUAUGAAGGAACGUAAGCACCCACAAAUACAGUGAUUGUGCACGAAGAUCAAUCAACCGAAAUGAAUUUGGAAGUAUGCAUGAUAUAUUAUUACUCACACAACUGAUGUUGUAACAAGCUUUAGCUUUUAUUCUUAUUCCAGAGGGGGAUAGCACAUUCAAUUUUUUACUGCUUCACAAAUUCAUAAUGGUUAUGUGAGCCAUCAACAUCAGGAGACUCUUCACUAGGUUGUUCCUUGUGUGGGUGUUGUGUGCAAUAAAACAUUCGUCAACUUACACUAUUUUUAGUGUCAAGGUAUUGUAUACAUAAGAACUGCAUGAAGGUAGUUGAAUGCACAGACGUCAAUAAGCACUUUAGUUGAUAAUAUUGAUAUUGUAUCUUCAAGUGAAUUUUUACGGUGCUGAUAUGUCCAAAAUCAGAAAAGUAUGUCCAGUCA
Messenger RNA from Medicago truncatula (barrel medic), 2005 nucleotides. Its product is annotated as magnesium transporter MRS2-11, chloroplastic. The record is from RefSeq and is a predicted model, not a curated record. The transcript has 14 exons. The coding region runs from base 202 to 1536 and encodes 444 amino acids. Gene Ontology annotation, molecular function: magnesium ion transmembrane transporter activity. Gene Ontology annotation, cellular component: chloroplast envelope. Gene Ontology annotation, biological process: magnesium ion transport. NCBI's taxonomy places the organism in Eukaryota, Viridiplantae, Streptophyta, Magnoliopsida, Fabales, Fabaceae.